UUGGGAGGGGAGUUUAUCGGUUGUGUGAGAAGGCAGAGAGAGGGAGCAAAUCUGGUUUAGAAAUGGCGGGAAUCUGGUGCAGCUCAACGGUAUCUUCGACACUCCACCUUAGGAAGAGGGUCCAUGGGAUCCGAUGCUGUUCCACCACACCCGAUAACAAGGAAAAGACGCCGCAGCUUUUGAGACUUGCGGUUGGCGGAGUCACAGAGCUUCUCAGGCUUGUCUCCUUCGGUCAGAACAGAUUGGAUUCAAUGAGUUACAAACAAGGGGAUGAGCUCUUAGUUUCUAGUAUUGAUGAUGUUCUAUUAAUUCUCAAGUCAGAUUAUGAGAACGCUUAUUUUGUUACAGGGAUUUUUACUUCUGCAAUUUAUGAUGAGGAUUGUAUCUUUGAGGAUCCAACUAUUAAAUUCCGUGGCAAGGAUUUGUAUUCCUGCAACUUGAAAUUGCUUGUGCCUUUCUUUGACCAUCCAUCAAUUGCAUUACAAAAGAUUGAAAAGGGUUCGAAUUCUGAAACAAAGUUUGUAUUGGCAUCAUGGAAACUAAGGACCUACCUGAAACUUCCAUGGAGACCUCUCAUUUCUAUUGCUGGAAGUACAGUCUAUGAUUUAAAUGACGAGUUCAAAAUUGUUAGGCAUGCUGAAAGUUGGAACAUUUCUGCACUUCAAGCAGUUGGGCAGAUAUUCACUCCAAGUCUUCGAAGGUUGAGUGAAUGAGCACUAUUUAGUGUCUGUCUAAAGAAAGCUCAAAUUUAUACAAGACCAACUUCAGGCAACGGCAGCUGAUUUGCUUUGUGGAGGUAAAAUUUGUCAUUUCUAUUACAUGCAAGCAUUUAAACCUGACUAAUCAUCCCAUUGUUUGUAAUUUAGCUGAGAAAACCUCUUGGAGCAGUAUGCUACUGCAUGAAAACAUAUAUAAAAGCCUAAAUCUCUCAACAUAUUCUAUUGAACAACUGGCUUUUGGUUUUAAGACAAGGUAAUACCACUUUUUUUUUUAUGGAUCUGUUAAUUCUAAAGAUCAAGUAAGCUGUGUAAUACACUUGUUAAAAGUAAGUUAUACGAAGGGGGUUAUUUGGUCCUAUCUGGGGAUUUUAUUUCAAAUCUUUUUGGUCCACUGGAUUACAAGAUCCUUCCUGCAUUCUUUUUCACCCAAAGGAUGAAUAGACUCUGCAAGGGUGAUUUUCUUGAGAUGAGUCAAACUCCUAAGAAAGAUUAAAAGAUGUUUUGUAUUUGGAGGCUUCAUGGAAAUGAAAUCAGUUUCUGUAUUUUAUGUGGUAUA
Messenger RNA from Vitis riparia (riverbank grape), 1275 nucleotides. RefSeq lists its product as uncharacterized. The coding region runs from base 63 to 713 and encodes 216 amino acids. Lineage: Eukaryota; Viridiplantae; Streptophyta; Magnoliopsida; Vitales; Vitaceae. The record is from RefSeq and is a predicted model, not a curated record. The transcript is spliced from 8 exons.